CACAGGCGUGCGUUUGAAGGGGAGGGGGCCUGUCACAGAGAUGGUGGAUGCGUGGAUCGUCUUUCAGUCAUUGCUGAGCUGCAGUAGUGGAAGAUCCUGCCAGUCAAGGUAGUGGGGAGGGCUACGGAAACACGAUCACUCGUCGAUUUCGACACGAGCCACAAGUUUAGAGCUAGAGUGCUAGGUUUAUGUGGAGUGUAAGACUUUUUUUUUCUAGAUUGAAUAUGAACACAGAGACCCCCCGUUUUUUUCAAUCGAGAAAUAGGACAUAUGUUUAUCUGUGGACCUAUGGGCUGUUUAAGCAGGAGCAGGCUGAGUGGGAGGACGUGAACAAGCUUCUGCAGCAUCAUGGUUUUAAACCAGUGUUUUUUGCGGAUCCUGUUGAGAAUGAGAACCUUUCAAAUCUGGUCCUGCUGGACAAAAAGUCAGCUGUUGAAGUGAGGACAACUCUGAGGACAAUGCUGACAGACUCGGAGAGGAGACAGUCUCUCAUCCAGGAGCUUGUUAAGUCCAACAACCAACUUAAAGGGGAGAUUCAGGAGCACAUGAGUCGAGCUGCUCACCAGUCCAACAGGGUCGUGGAGCUGGAGGGGUUGCUGGAUGAGGUGAAGACCAGAGUCCAAGACCUGGAGGACCGCUGCCUGGGGAAGGCUGUCCACCAGAACGGCCACGUACAGCAACUAGAGCAGGAAAAAAAAGAAGCGCAGAAACACUGUCAGGUCCUGGAGCAGCAGCUGUCUAAAUGGAAGGCGGAAGCAGCUGAGCUUCAGAAGAAACUCUACUUUGCAGUCAAAGAGGAAGAGCAACGAGCAGCUCGGCAAAGUCAGACUUUCCAGAUCAUCUGCAAGAAAGCGAGCCAGCCGAGCUCUCCUGCAGAUCGGGAGGUGCUGGAUGUGAUUGACUUCUACGACACUAAAAUGAGUCAGCUACUGGAUGAGCUAAGGUCUGCCAAAGGAGAAUCUGAAGGAUCGAAAGCGUCGGAUCGAACAAGAACUAAAAAGACGUCCAACUCCGUCACCUCAUAUUUCAAAACCAUUCUCAAGGCAUAUCAGGAGCAGCAAAAGGAAAGCAGAGCCGAGGUAGAAGAGCUAAAGAAUGAAGUUGAGAGCUUGAAGCAAGAGUUGGAAAAAAGGCCGACUCUCAAAGAAGUGAAGUUCUACAAACACAAACUGCGACGCUUGGAGGGAUUGAACAAGCACAGUAACGCGAGAUUGCCGAAAGAAGACUAUGCAACUGAGAAUAGUAAGAACACCGGCGACCGUGGCAGAGAGGCCAGUCUGUGCGCCCGCUAUCGUCACCUGUUGACUGAGAUCAAUGUAGUUGUGAGCAAUACCAACGCUCCUUUACGACUGCACAGACAAAAACCCUCCGCUGUUGCUUUGGAGCCGACUGAUUUCCAGACUCUCCUCCCUGCUCUGGAGGCGUGGGCCCAGCAGCUCCGUCUACUGAAGGAUCUUCAGCGCAGUUUGAAUGUACUGUCCGCCCGGCUGAUGCCCUGGCAGCCGCCUGGUGGCGACUGUAAUUUUGGCGAAGCAGUGAAGGUGGAGGACAUCAUGUUGCUGGUGGACACCAUGCUGGAAAACACAGCGACCGACGACGAAAAGUCGCUCAGGAGCCCCACGCGGUACACUCUGGGCUCCAUGGUGUCUCAUUUCCAGAAGCUGUUUGACGUCGCCUCACUUAGCGGAGUCUACCCUCGUAUGAACGAGGUCUACACCCGCCUGGGAGAGAUGACCAACGCCAUGAGGAACCUCCGAGACGUCCUUGACCUAGACAACAGAGUCUCUCCUGCUGAGGUGGUAAACCACGUGGCUAGGCUGGUCUCCUCAACUCAACACACUGCCGGAUUUCAUAAUCUGCUAGGAGACGCCGACAUCGACAGCAUCAUCACCAAAAUGAAGCAGCACGAGGAGUUCUUCCCUACUUUCCAUGCCCUCAUAACAGAAAUCUUACAGACUCUAGGGGUCAGUCACCUGGACGACAUCCUCCCUGCCCUAAGGUCUUUGACGUCGAGAGCACAGUCGCCUGUUUCUAUACCUCUGUGAGUGUUGUGUUUUUGCUGAUUGUGAAAUGUGUCUUUUGUUUGAAAUAAAAUGUCUGAAUGAGUCACCA
Messenger RNA from Mugil cephalus (flathead mullet), 2112 nucleotides. RefSeq names its product centrosomal protein 70 (gene cep70). Gene Ontology annotation, cellular component: centrosome. The record is from RefSeq and is a predicted model, not a curated record. The coding region runs from base 189 to 2045 and encodes 618 amino acids. The transcript is spliced from 16 exons. Gene Ontology annotation, molecular function: gamma-tubulin binding. NCBI's taxonomy places the organism in Eukaryota, Metazoa, Chordata, Actinopteri, Mugiliformes, Mugilidae. Gene Ontology annotation, biological process: regulation of microtubule cytoskeleton organization; cilium assembly.